AUGUCCGACUCGCAGGCUAAGUUGACCUUCGCUCGCUACCGUCCUCUCGUUUACCUUCUCUCCGGUGUUGCUGCGGCGUAUGCGCUCGUUCUUCUUCGAAACCAUCUCUUCUCGUCUUCCCCGUCACAAUCCUCUCUUCGCCGGCGGAAAGCCGUCCGUCGUCAAAGAAGAAAUGAGCCGGAAGAGUUUGCAGCUGCCGACACGCCGUCGGCUCUAGCCAUCGCCCACUUGGAGCUACUAGAACGCCAGAACGGAGUAUACGGGACUUUUCGGAUAGAAACUGAAGAUGGUCGACGGGUCGAGAGCGGGUUGCUUCCCUCGCUGCUUGCGACGCGAGAUCAGCUCAUGGAUGAGGUUGGUGUUCCGGAGGCCCAUGCGGAACGGAUGCGCGAGAUGAUGGAGGAUACUUUCUUGGAAUCGUUCUUCGCCUUGGAUUUCCCACCAACGCACGUAAUAGAGGAAGGGAGUGCGGAGAGGGAAUACCUAAUGGAUCAGCUCCAGCGUCGUGGUAUCUCACAGGCCGGGAUCGAGAGGGUAGUCGCUCGCUUCAAUGCGGACAGUAACUACGGAGAGGAACUGCGCCGGCGACGCCAGAACGGAGAGCGAGUAACGUUAUCGACAUCGACUUUUGCAGAUGAAACCCAGCAAACCCAAAUAAUGGAUGGUGGUGAGACCGUGGUCGAUGACCAGAGUGUAUUCUCGUGGAGGGAAGGGAACAACGAUACCACCCAGGGGCGCGAAGGCCAGAACCUGCUCAACCUCCUCUAUCAUAUCGCGGAAGAUCAAGCAAGAAAAGACGGCUACAUUCACCGAGGCGUCACUUGCAACAGCUGCGGAGCUAUGCCUAUUCAAGGGAUCCGUUACCGGUGCGCCAACUGCAUCGAUUACGACCUCUGUGAGACAUGUGAGGCGAUGCAAGUACAUAUCAAGACACAUCUGUUCUACAAAGUCCGGAUACCGGCGCCCUUCCUAGGAAAUCCUCGGCAGUCCCAGCCCGUCUGGUAUCCCGGAAAACCUUCGAUGCUUCCGCGCACUCUACCUCGCUCACUAGCAAAACGUUUGAUGAAGGAAACCAGCUUUGAGGGGACUGAAUUAGAAGCUCUUUGGGAUCAGUUUCGCUGUCUGGCGAACCGUGAAUGGGCUGAGGAUCCGAACAAACUCUACAUGGCUAUCGAUCGGAAAACCUUCGAUCGCUGCUUCGUUCCUAAUACAUCCGUCCGCCCACCACCUCCGAGCCUGAUUUAUGAUCGUAUGUUUGCGUUUUACGACACGAACAACGACGGGCUUAUUGGUUUUGAGGAGUUCCUGAAAGGCCUUGCGAGUUUAAACAACAAGAGCAACGAUGAGAGACUGCGUCGUGUCUUUCGUGGAUACGAUAUUGAUGGGGAUGGCUACGUGGAACGCAAGGAUUUUCUACGCGUGUUCCGGGCUUACUAUACCCUCAGCCGAGAGCUCACCCGAGAUAUGGUUGCCGGUAUGGAGGACGAUUUUUUGGAAGGUGGCGCACGCGAUGUGGUGCUUGGAAGUCAACCCAUCAGUUCUGCCUUCCCUGGAAGCAUCCCUUCUGGAGAAUCCUCAAGGACAGGAGAGGGUAAACGCGUCAACCAGGAUGGGGAUAUGGAGAUUGUGGACAAUGAGGGCGUACUCCGCCCUGACGGCGCUGAUACAGGAGACCGCCACUCAGUUGUUGGUGAAGCUGCCGUUCGACACCAGUUUGGGCGCUCGCAACCUCUUAUUCCUGUCACUGUGCGUGUAGGUCCCUCUGCAUCAAACACGGCGGAAGCGUCUGGCAGCCGCAGGAGAGGAAGUGCCAGGGAUGAAAACGAACACGAAGAUGACAAUGACAAUGAGACGGACAGUUCAUCCGCUGAAAGUGACCGUUGGCCGCCUCCUGAACACAUUACAUCGACGGAUAUAGUCGCCGCGCUGGGAUCUUAUGUGCCCCUCCAGGAUGUUACCGACCCGGAUGACAGGGCUCGGAUUGGAACUGCCGUGUAUAAUCGGAUGUGUGAUAGCGAUCAACGACGGGUCGACUCUGCUCGGAGACAGGGCAUAGAUGAGCGGUGGCGCCGAAGAGCAUUUUAUACUGAUGAAGAGGACGGCGGUACUGCUCCUGAUGGUUACCAGACAGAUUCGGAUGGGGAUGAGGGCGAAGAAGAAGAUGGAGCAGAGCCAGAGUACGAGUCACAGCCACCUUCUCCACGUUCCCGGUCAUCUUCAAAGGUACGCUUCCAGGACGACCUGACCGACGUCGACGACUACGAAGACGUAAGAUCCAAUCCAUCAACAUCGUCACGGAGCAUUCUAGUCGGAGAGAGAUGGGGAGGGUUCGAAGUGCCGGAGGUUGAGAGGGAUGUGGGCAAAGAGAUCUUGUACCAAGUAACCCAACAAGGGUUCAACGAGAUUCUUGACAUCAUCUUCAAGCCAAAGGAAGAUCUUCUGAUGGAGUGUUUUCGCACACGCACUGAGCGCAAAAUCUGGGCGCGGGAGAUUGAGCUGGCUGAACAGUUAGAAGGCGAGGAGGCCGACCAGGACAUGGAGGACCCCGGCGAGGCUGAAGAGCUGUCUCGGUAUAGGGAACGGCCACUAAAUGAGUUACUCGAACGCUCGGGAUAUUCUGUCAGCAAUCCCACUCGUGAAACCGGUGAAGACAGCCCAACUCUGCCACCACCCCGCGAGCUCAGACUACCAGUUCACAACGUCGACAACAGCGACGCUGAAGACAACGAGAGUGUCCGCCCAACCCACCUCGCCAACCCUGAAGAACCCCAAAAUACCACGUCCCACCCCAUCUUAGAGCCGCAAGACAACCUAGUCCUUUCACCGACACCGCACCAUCACACUCCUCCAGUCGCGAACGAAGCCGCCGUAAACUCCUUGGACCACGAUUCCGACUCCCACUACGACCCUACCCUCCCACACCAUCGUCCCAACGACUCCGACCUCGACGUGGACGCUUCUUUCCCCUCGACUCUCCCCUCUUCCAUCCUCCUUCACCCCAACACCGCAUCAUCCACCUUCCCAGCACCCCCAUCUCUUACUCCCUCCUCUCCCGACGCCGAAGCCACAGCACCCAAGCGCACACCCUCACCUAUUCAACCCCUCCCACCCCCGUCACCAUCUCGUUCUAGGUCCAUAUCGCCAAUCCUCCACCCCAAGCGUCAGGGUCCCACCACGCCUCCUCCCCCUGCAACUCUCUCACGCUGGGCAUAUUUAAACCGCGUCGAGGCUGAAGCAAAAGAACGGGGCGGGACAGGCGCGAAGUUGAAUUUUGAGGAGUUUUCGAGGCGUAUGGCGGCUGAUCGAGGACGAAGAUUGGCGUUUGUGGCGAGUUGGAUUGAGAUGGCGAGUUUCUAA
Molecule: messenger RNA, 3357 nt
Organism: Aspergillus nidulans FGSC A4
Lineage: Eukaryota; Fungi; Ascomycota; Eurotiomycetes; Eurotiales; Aspergillaceae
Product: EF hand domain protein
Exons: 1
Coding region: 1-3357 (1118 amino acids)
Molecular function (GO): calcium ion binding; zinc ion binding
Source: RefSeq, a predicted model, not a curated record